AUGGUUUUCUGGCUUGCUGAGUCGGUUGGAACUCUACUCAGUGGAUUUCCACAGUCUGCUGCCUACACGAAUCUAAACGGUGUGCACGGUCACGCUGGCUGGCGCUGGUUGUUUAUCAUCGAUGGAAUUAUCACACUGCCACUUGCGCUAGCUGGCUUUUUCUUCUUUCCCAACCUCCCACAGGACGGGAAGAAAACAUGGUGGACGACAGAGGAAGAGCACAUUCUUUCAGUCAAGCGCAUGGAGGCCAUUGGUCGUGCUGGAAAGGAGCCUUGGACAGUAGCCAAGGUCAAGCGAAUCUUGCUCAACUGA
Molecule: messenger RNA, 312 nt
Organism: Aspergillus alliaceus
Lineage: Eukaryota; Fungi; Ascomycota; Eurotiomycetes; Eurotiales; Aspergillaceae
Exons: 1
Coding region: 1-312 (103 amino acids)
Cellular component (GO): membrane
Molecular function (GO): transmembrane transporter activity
Source: RefSeq, a predicted model, not a curated record